CGCUUGGCGCAGAAUGCACGCCUCGAUUCCUUCGAUUCCUUCUAUUCCCUGCCGGUUCGGCAGGGCUGCGGCACCUGGAGAUCACAUCGCGCCGCGCGCUGCGAUUCCUGGCAAUUCGAGCUAUAGAUUCUUGCAUGGCGUCGACCACAAAUUUGGUAUUUCGAUGCGUCGCAGGGUCAAUGUCGCUAGAAGGCGUCCAGGGGCCACAAGAAAAGCUGGGAACAUCGUUGUCUCGCAGCUCAAUGAUUUUCUAAGAGUGGUACGUAUUGUCGCCAGGACAGCGAACGAUAGUCUGGAGGCUGGAAGCAAAUUGGUGCCUGAAUCUGUGCCGAGGCCUGCUGCGAAGGCAAUUGUCGCCGUUCUAGGAAUCGUGGCCACCUCCUUCCUGUUUAGCUCUCUACUUUCGCUCGCGAGCUUGGCCCUGGGAAUCGCUGGAAUUGCGUAUUUUGCGUACGUCUACUUUAGCAGAGACGCAAGUGGUGGCAAAAGGAGCCAGCCCAGCAGCACGGAGUCAAGCUUAGAGGAAGCCAGGAGGAUCAUGGAAAAGUACAAGUAGGGGAGAAAAAGAAGCUCCAGUUUCUAGAGGCGUUGAUCUCGAGUUUGAGAUUGGAGGAGAGAAGGGGAAAAAGAGGGAAGUGGCCUAUCAAGCACACACAACCUCUAUAGUGCUCGCACGGGGAUUUCGUACAAAGUUUCUAGAAGCGAAUGCUACGUUUAUUAAGAUCAACAGAGAAAUUGGAAGCUUCCUUUCGUGAAAAUUAGGUUCGCGCAUUCGCUGGUCAGUGGUGUAGCGAAUCAAAUAUCAACGUCAAUUCGAUA
This is a messenger RNA of Selaginella moellendorffii, 819 nucleotides long. RefSeq lists its product as uncharacterized. NCBI's taxonomy places the organism in Eukaryota, Viridiplantae, Streptophyta, Lycopodiopsida, Selaginellales, Selaginellaceae. The record is from RefSeq and is a predicted model, not a curated record. The transcript has 5 exons. Bases 14 to 556 code for a protein of 180 amino acids.